AUGACUCUGAAGCGAAUCGCACCAUAUGGCACCUGGCACUCGCCCAUCAGCGUCGAUGCAACUAUUUACAAGAACAGAGCGCUUACAUCCCCUCGAGUUAACACCAAGUCUGGCCGAGCCUUCUUUAUAGAAAGCACCGAGGACGGCAGGCAUACCGUCAUAGAAAUCACAGACGACGGCUUGGAAGAUAUUUUGCCCCAGGAUUGCAGCGUACAGAACAGAGUAUACGAGUACGGCGGCUCCAAGUACGAUGUAUUGGAUUCAGACCAACUCAUUUUUUCCAACAAGAACGACACCGUGUGCUUGCUCAACCCCGAUUCUGGAGAGGUUCAACUGCUAGUACAGAGCGAUGUCCUCCGAUACUCGAGCUUCUGCGCGAACCAUUCAUCUCCAUGGGUUCUUGCCAUUGAGGAAGAUCACACAUUCACAGACCCUUACAAAGUCCAAAACUACAUUGUUGCAAUCAAUGUGGAAUCUCGGGCCGUCAAGAGAGUAGUAACCGGCGCCGACUUUUACUACAUCCCUCAAUUCAGCCAGGAUGGCUCCCGCGUCAGUUGGGUUGAAUGGAACCACCCCGACCUCCCGUUUGCAGCAGGGAAGCUUUACAUUGGUGAUUGGGCACCCGACGGGUCCAUAAAGAAUGCUCGUCUUAUUGCUGGCCAGAAUAUGGAAAGUGUUGCAGAGCCGCGUUGGGGACCAGAUGGCUCUCUGUUCUUUGGGAAGGAAAUGGGACCGCAUCGAAAGUUGUAUCGAAUUCCACCGGGUGAAGAUUCCGAAACAUUGAUCCAGCUUGAUGGUUUAGAUGAUGCAGAGUUUGCUGAGGCAAGAUUGAUGGAGGGCAGCCGAACAUUUGUUCCUCUUACCGCAAAUCUUCUAGUUGCCACAGCAGUCACCAAUGGCCUAAGUCGUCUUAUCGCCAUUAAUCUCAGCACCGGUUCGUGGAAACUGCUCGCUGAUGACAAGACGCUAUGCCAUAUUUCUGCCGAUUCGGUCGCCAAAUUGGACGACAAUUCGGUUCUAGUCAUCGGGAAUGGAACAGUCUCGCACAAAGCCGUUCACAGAAUUGACGUUGAGCAUCCUGAAAACAACAAAGUAAUCCGGAAGGCUAUUGAUGAGAAAUUCCCUGAUGGAAUCUUCGCCCGACCAGAAACUCUUCGCGUGCGUUCUAAGGGUUCGCCAACCAGGGACAUCUUUGGCUUCUUGUGGAUGCCUCGCAAUCCGCUCUAUACAGGGCCUACGGGGGAACUUCCUCCAUUGAUUCUGAACACUCACGGCGGCCCAACAGGACAUACUGGAAGUGGGCUCAACUUGCGAGGUCAGUACUUUACAUCCCGCGGAUAUGCGUACCUCGAGCUCAACUAUACGGGAUCAACUGGACACGGCCGACACUACCGUGAAUCCCUAUUCGGCAACUGGGGGAUUGUUGACUCGGCAGAUGUCGUCGAAGUUGCAGAUCACCUAGCUGACGCAGGGCGAGUGAAUCGCAAUGGCAUUGGAAUUACGGGAGCAAGUGCCGGAGGCUACAAUACGCUACAGUCCUUAUCGCGAUACCCGGGAAAGUUUGCCGGCGGCGUUUGCGUCUGUGGGAUUUCAGAUCUGUUGAGCUUCAACGACGGGACACACAAGCUGGAAUCCGACUACACUGAGGCAUUGGUCUUGCAUCCGGGCGUAAGUGAGGAAGAGAAGCUCAAGAUAUUCCACGAGCGCAGUGCCAUGUAUCACACUGACGGCAUGGAUUCCCCUCUACUUUUGCUACACGGCCAGGCGGAUACUGUUGUUCCCAUUCAGCAGGCUAGGAUUAUUGCAGAGGCGCUUAAGAAACUAGAUCGUGAUGUGGAGAUUAUUGAGGUUGAGGAUGAGGGACACAUGUUUUCGAAGCCGUCGAGUGCAAAGCUGUGGCUGUUGGAGGAGGAGAGGUGGUGGAAGAAGACGCUUUUGAAGCAUCGACAGCGGGGAUGA
Molecule: messenger RNA, 1959 nt
Organism: Pochonia chlamydosporia 170
Lineage: Eukaryota; Fungi; Ascomycota; Sordariomycetes; Hypocreales; Clavicipitaceae
Product: peptidase S9 prolyl oligopeptidase active site-containing protein
Exons: 3
Coding region: 1-1959 (652 amino acids)
Biological process (GO): proteolysis
Molecular function (GO): serine-type peptidase activity
Source: RefSeq, a predicted model, not a curated record